GUCCUCCCAGCUUGCGCCGCAGCCGCGAGAUCCGCGUUUCUCGCAAGAUGGUGGUGCUGGGCUCGGGGUGACUACGGGAGACGACAGGGCCCUUUCCCCCCACCAGGAUCCCGACACCCCGCAAUUCGCUCGCUCACGCACUCUGCAGCUGCGUAGCCAGCCGCCGGCCCCGGCGCCUGCCACCCGCCCCCGCCUCCCGACUUGGCGUUUCACCUCUGUCGAUCCAGCACUCUUGGCCGCGGGCGGCGGUGCCUCCCUCGGCACCUCUUCGGGGCCCUGCUCGGAGCCGCUCGCGGCCUAGCUCCAGCCAGGCGGGCUCCGCAGCCCGGUUUGGAUAGACAGCGGCGGAGCGUUGGCUGUAGAAAAGCGCGGGGUCCUUGGCGGCCCCGGCGCACCCUAGGUUGGCCUUGUGGUCUCUGGAGAAGGAAGCGCGGGUCCCGCAUGAGCCCCGGCAGUGGCGGCAGCGAUCGACAACGAGGCGGUGGCGGGCGGAGGCGGCGGGCGAGGGCGAGGACGACCAGCGAAGCGGCCUCUGCUGCGAGGACCGCAGCCCAGGCGCGGGGGCGACCGCAGGUUAAAAAUCUGUAAGAGCCUGAUUUAGAAUUCACCAGCUCAUCAGAAGUUUGGCGAACUAUGAGUUAUUAAGCCCACGGUCAGAUCAAGUUAGCAGCUAGACUGGUGUGACAACCUGUUUUUAAUCAGUGACUCAAAGCUGUGAUCACCCUGAUGUCACCGAAUGGCCACAGCUUGUAAAAGAGAGUUACAGUGGAGGUAAAAGGAGUGGCUUGCAGGAUGGAGAAGCUGCACCAAGUAUUUUUGGAAAUCACCCGGAGAACCUCAGUCAGACGACAUUGAAGCUAGCCGAAUGAAGCGAGCAGCUGCAAAGCAUCUAAUAGAACGCUACUACCACCAGUUAACUGAGGGCUGUGGAAAUGAGGUCUGCACGAAUGAGUUUUGUGCUUCCUGUCCAACUUUUCUUCGUAUGGAUAACAAUGCAGCAGCUAUUAAAGCCCUCGAGCUUUAUAAGAUUAAUGCAAAACUCUGUGAUCCUCAUCCCUCCAAGAAAGGAGCAAGCUCAGCUUACCUUGAAAACAACUCGAAAGGUGCCCAUAACAACUCCUGCACUGACAUAAAAAUGAACAAGAAAGAAGGACAAGGAGCUAGAGAUGAUUUUAAAGAUGUGACUUACCUAACAGAAGAGAAGGUAUAUGAAAUUCUUGAAUUGUGUAGAGAGAAAGAGGAUUAUUCUCCUUUAAUCCGGGUUAUUGGAAGAGUCUUUUCUAGUGCUGAGGCAUUGGUUCAGAGCUUUCGAAAAGUCAAACAACACACCAAGGAAGAACUGAAAUCACUUCAAGGUAAAGAUGAAGACAAGGAUGAAGAUGAAAAGGAAAAAGCUGCAUGUUCUGCUGCUAUGGAAGAAGAUUCAGAAGCAUCCUCCUCAAGGAUAGGUGAUAACUCAGAAGGAGAUAACAACUUACAAAAAUUAGGCCCUGAUGAUGUAUCUGUGGAUAUUGAUGCUAUUAGAAGGGUCUACACUAGAUUGCUUUCAAAUGAAAAAAUAGAAACUGCCUUUCUUAAUGCACUUGUAUACUUGUCACCUAAUGUGGAAUGUGACUUGACCUAUCAUAAUGUAUAUUCCCGAGAUCCUAAUUAUCUGAAUUUGUUCAUUAUUGUAAUGGAGAAUGGAAAUCUCCAUAGUCCUGAAUAUCUGGAGAUGGCAUUGCCAUUGUUUUGCAAAGCAAUGAGCAAACUCCCCCUUGCAGCCCAAGGAAAACUAGUUAGACUGUGGUCUAAAUACAGUGCAGACCAGAUUCGGAGAAUGAUGGAAACAUUUCAGCAACUUAUUACUUACAAAGUCAUAAGCAAUGAAUUUAACAAUCGAAAUCUAGUGAAUGAUGAUGAUGCCAUUGUUGCUGCUUCAAAGUGCUUGAAAAUGGUUUACUAUGCAAAUGUAGUAGGAGGGGAAGUGGACACAAAUCACAAUGAAGAAGAUGAUGAAGAGCCUAUCCCAGAAUCCAGUGAAUUGACCCUUCAGGAGCUGUUGGGAGAGGAAAGAAGAAACAAGAAAGGUCCUCGAGUAGACCCACUGGAAACUGAACUUGGUGUUAAAACUCUAGAUUGUCGAAAACCACUUAUCCCUUUUGAAGAGUUUAUUAAUGAACCACUCAAUGAUGUUCUAGAAAUGGAUAAAGAUUAUACUUUUUUCAAAGUAGAAACAGAAAACAAAUUCUCUUUUAUGACAUGUCCCUUUAUAUUAAAUGCUGUCACGAAGAAUUUGGGAUUAUAUUAUGACAAUAGAAUUCGCAUGUACAGUGAACGAAGAAUCACUGUUCUCUACAGUUUAGUUCAAGGACAGCAGUUGAACCCAUAUUUGAGACUCAAAGUCAGACGUGAUCAUAUCAUAGAUGAUGCACUUGUCCGGCUAGAGAUGAUCGCUAUGGAAAAUCCUGCAGACUUGAAGAAACAACUGUAUGUGGAAUUUGAAGGAGAACAAGGAGUUGAUGAGGGAGGUGUUUCCAAAGAAUUCUUUCAGCUGGUUGUGGAAGAAAUUUUCAAUCCAGAUAUUGGUAUGUUCACAUAUGAUGAAUCUACGAAAUUGUUUUGGUUUAAUCCAUCUUCUUUUGAAACUGAGGGUCAGUUUACUCUGAUUGGCAUAGUACUGGGUCUGGCUAUUUAUAAUAACUGUAUAUUGGAUGUACAUUUUCCCAUGGUUGUCUACAGGAAGCUAAUGGGGAAAAAAGGAACUUUUCGUGACUUGGGAGACUCUCACCCAGUUCUAUAUCAGAGUCUAAAAGAUUUAUUGGAGUAUGAAGGAAAUGUGGAAGAUGACAUGAUGAUCACUUUCCAGAUAUCUCAGACAGACCUUUUUGGUAAUCCAAUGAUGUAUGAUCUAAAGGAAAAUGGUGAUAAAAUUCCAAUUACAAAUGAAAACAGGAAGGAAUUUGUCAGUCUCUAUUCUGACUACAUUCUCAAUAAAUCAGUAGAAAAACAGUUCAAAGCCUUUCGGAGAGGUUUUCAUAUGGUGACCAAUGAAUCUCCCUUAAAGUACUUAUUCAGACCAGAGGAAAUUGAAUUGCUUAUUUGUGGAAGCCGGAAUCUAGAUUUCCAAGCACUAGAAGAAACUACAGAAUAUGAUGGUGGCUAUACCAGGGACUCUGUUUUGAUUAGGGAGUUCUGGGAAAUUGUUCAUUCAUUCACAGAUGAGCAGAAAAGACUGUUCUUGCAGUUUACAACUGGCACAGACAGAGCACCAGUGGGAGGACUAGGAAAAUUAAAGAUGAUCAUAGCCAAAAAUGGCCCAGACACAGAAAGGUUACCUACAUCUCAUACUUGCUUUAAUGUCCUUUUACUUCCGGAAUACUCAAGCAAAGAAAAACUUAAAGAGAGAUUAUUGAAGGCCAUCACAUAUGCCAAAGGAUUUGGCAUGCUGUAAAA
Molecule: messenger RNA, 3435 nt
Organism: Orycteropus afer afer
Lineage: Eukaryota; Metazoa; Chordata; Mammalia; Tubulidentata; Orycteropodidae
Source: RefSeq, a predicted model, not a curated record